Molecule: messenger RNA, 1062 nt
Organism: Cadophora gregata
Lineage: Eukaryota; Fungi; Ascomycota; Leotiomycetes; Helotiales; Ploettnerulaceae
Exons: 1
Coding region: 1-1062 (353 amino acids)
Source: RefSeq, a predicted model, not a curated record
AUGGCAAGAGAAAACGACGAGUACAGACUUGCAGGUGAGAGUCAGAGUGAAAGCGCUACUCGACAUGAGUUCGAGAGAAGCCGCAGAAUCGCAGCCGAGAAAAUUCGGCAAGACAUACUGGAUAAGCAUGAGCGACAGCGUCAAGCGACCCUGAAAGCCAAGGGCUCUGUACUGCAGAACGAAAAUGGAGAUUCCGUCUCUACUGAAACGCAGAACUCGCAAGUGCCCGUUCAGCAGUUGCCCCUCCUGCGAGACCUCGUUCAGCCAGACCUCGUUCAGCCAGACUUCGUUCAGCGAGACCCCGUUCAGCGAGACGCCGUUCGGCAAGUGUCCGUUCAGCAAGUCGGGCCUACCCAAGCCUUGUAUCCCAAUGCACUGGGGUGCCCAAAAAUGCCAGCUCAGCAGCGCGAUCAUACCUCAGCUCCCAAUCCAACAAGUGGACGUUCGCAUCGACGACAGUGGGCUCAAGGACGUGGUCAUGCCUCAGUAUUCAUAGCUGCAGGUGGAUUUAAGUCAAGAGCGACGGCUGGACAGAUGCGUUUUAACUAUGACACAGGUGGACGGGAUCCAGGAAUGAAUGGUGGACCUUCGCGCGCCCCAGAAUUCUAUCCAAUGUAUGGACCCGAUCCGCACACGCCGACUCAGCAAGGUGGUACCGCUCAAGAUCUGACAACUGGCUAUCUUAACCCUCAAGCAGGUUCUUGGUAUCCAGCUCCACCUCCACCUACAAAAGAAGAAGACACGACAUUGAAGACUGACUCGGCUUGGGCCAAUGAUCCAGCAUACAUUGCACUAAGGAAUAGUAUUGGCUGGGACCAAGGUCCACCACACAUCGAUUCAGAAUGGUAUGAUGAGAAGAAUCAUCAUCGCUUUGACGGCGAUCUUUUCAUCCCCAAAAGCCUGUUCGACGAUACACCGGUCGACAUCACCUCAGCCGCCGUAUCAGAGGCCACUCCUCGGGCCAUGGGACCACCACGCAAAGGCAGCUAUACAGGUAAGUAUGGAGCGAUUCAUCGAUGGUCCAGAGUCCAUACAUCAGCACCUUGUGAACCGCCAAGCUAG